Molecule: messenger RNA, 1803 nt
Organism: Varanus komodoensis (Komodo dragon)
Lineage: Eukaryota; Metazoa; Chordata; Lepidosauria; Squamata; Varanidae
Gene: SHTN1
Product: shootin 1
Exons: 16
Coding region: 104-1777 (557 amino acids)
Source: RefSeq, a predicted model, not a curated record
UCUAAGAGAAGAAAAUAAGAAAACAAAAGAAGAGUGUGACAAAAUCAAACAGGAGCGAGAUGAAGCAGUCAAACAGCUGGAAGAGUUACAAAAAGUAUCUCACAUGGUCAUUGAGGAAGUCAGCUGUAUACAGAACCACCUUGAAAUCGAAAAGACGUGCCGUGAAAGUGCAGAAGCUCUGGCGACCAAGCUCAGCAAAGAAAACAAGACCUUGAAAAGAAUCAGCAUGUUGUACAUGGCAAAACUGGGGCCAGAUAUCAUUACAGAGGAAAUAAACAUCGAUGAUGAAGAUACUUCCACAGACACUGAAGUUAGCCCUGGUGCUUGUGACUCGGUGCAAUGCCAACAGGUGAUAAAAGAUCUGCGCGAUCAAAUUAUAUCUCUUCAGGAAGAAAAGAAGACCAUAGCUAUUGAGCUGGAAAACCUGAGGAGCAAAUUUGUAGAAGAAAUCCUAGAAGUGAAUAAAGUCAAGAAAGAAAAUGCAAUUCUUACAGCAGAAGUUAAUAAACGCCAGAAAGUGUUGGAAAAAUGUAAUCGAAUGUCUGUACUGGCAGUAGAAGAGUAUGAAGAACUGCAAGUCAAUUUUGAGUUGGAAAAAAACUUAAGGAAGAGAGCAGAAUCCUUUGCCCAAGAGAUGUUUAUUGAACAAAAUAAGCUGAAAAGGCAGAGUCAGCUUCUGCUGCAAAACUCUACCCCAGAUGAACAACUUUUGAAAGCUUUGGAUGAAAAUGCCAAGCUGAACCAAAUCCUAGAUGAAGAAAGGUUGCAACACAAGCAAAGGGUUGAAGAAUUGGAAGCACGGUUAGCCGAUGAAGUCUUGCAUAAGGAAAUAAAAUCUCUUAAACAGCAAGUUGAACUUCUAGAAGAAGAUAAAAAAGAAUUAGAAGAAAAGUAUCAGAGUGCUGAAGAACAAGCUAAAAACUUGAAGCAAUCAGUUGAUGAACUUCAAAAAAGAAUACACCAAUCGGAAAACCCAGUUCCCCCUCCUCCUCCACCACCUCCGCUUCCUCCACCUCCUCCAAAUCCAAUAAGGUCGUUAAUGUCAAUGAUUCGUAAGAAGUCUCAUCCAAACAGCAGUUUGACCAAGAAAGAAAAGGUGUCUCUGCAAGAAUCAGGAGAAGUAACGGAUCUGAAGAGACAAGCUGUGGAAGAAAUGAUGGAUAGAAUUAAAAAGGGAGUUCACCUUAGACCUGUUAAUCAGUCCAACCGUUCUAAGACAAAGCCAGAAGUACCCAAGCCUUCUGAGAAUGCAGUGAAAGAGCUAAAGGGAAUUCUGGAAACUUUGAAUACAUCAGUAAGUUCAAGAAGCCUAAAAUCCCUUGACACCUACAGUAAUGAAACGGAAUUAGAAAGAAUUUUGCGGCUCCGAAAGGUGACAACUGAUCAAGAUAGUAGCACUCCAACUGGAAUCUUGGCUACUUCUGAAUCCAAAUCUAUGCCAGUGUUGGGCUCCAUUGGAACACAGUCUGGAUUGAACAAGAAAGCUGUAGUGGUGGAAUUCAGUCCCAAAUCUUUGGGGUCUAAUGAACAGUGCCAGAAAAUGGUCAAAAGCACAAGUUCCAAGUUUGCAAUUCAGUCAUCAAGCAGUGUGGGGCUUGAAAACAAGGUAGCUGGUCUAGUAAAGCAGGCAGAAUCCACAGUCCUGCUGAAUCCUGAGAAAACCAAAGAGCAAGCGCCUGCACACAUGGAUCAAGGCAAGAAGACUGAAGAAGGUCAACAACUUCAUGAAGACACUGGUGUUGAGAAAACAAAAGAGAGAGACAGCUCUCACUGCUAACUGAUGUGUUGAAAGGCAGUGAGUUU